GCGCACGGCUGCUCCCUGGGGCCUGGCGUCGUGGUCGUGAGUGGUCCCGGCCGGGCGCCUGCGGUGUGCGCGGGUGCCGCGGGGAGGCGGCCUUCAGGCUGGACGUGGGGCGCAGGGCAAGGAGUUUCAGAGCUCCUCCCACUCCCGGAGGAACCGUCACCCAGGGCCAUGAUGCCACUUCCCCAUCACUGCGGGAGCCUCUGGGAGGAAUCGAGCUGACUCUGGCAUGAGCGCCCUGCCUUCCUGGGGGUGAGAGGACGCCGCCAUGGCUUCCCUGGACGACCCGGGGGAAGUGAGGGAGGGCUUCCUGUGCCCUCUGUGCCUGAAGGACCUGCAGUCUUUCUACCAGCUUCAGUCACACUACGAGGAGGAGCACUCGGGCGAAGACCGGGACGUCCGAGGGCAGAUUAAAAGUCUUGUCCAGAAGGCUAAGAAAGCGAAGAACAAGUUGUUGAGACGAGAAGGGGAUGAUCGAGCAGAGUCAGGGACCCAGGGCUAUGAGUCUUUCAGCUAUGGAGGAGUCGAUCCUUACAUGUGGGAGCCUCAGGAGCUUGGUGCGGUGCGAAGCCAUCUUUCUGACUUCAAAAGACACCGAGCUGCCAGAAUUGACCACUAUGUCGUCGAAGUCAAUAAAUUAAUAAUCAGGUUAGAGAAGCUCACUGCAUUUGACAGGACCAAUACCGAGUCUGCCAAGAUCCGAGCAAUAGAAAAGUCCGUGGUGCCUUGGGUCAACGAUCAGGACGUCCCUUUCUGCCCAGACUGCGGGAGCAAGUUCUCCCUGCGUAACCGCCGCCACCACUGCCGCCUCUGCGGGUCCAUCAUGUGCAGGAGCUGCAUGGAGCUCAUCAGUCUGCCCCUGGAGAAUAAGCUCACCAGCGCCAGCAAGGACUCGCUGAGCGCCCACACCAGCCCCAGCCAGUCGCCCAGCAGCGCCCAGGGCUCCCGCCGGGGCAGCAUCAGCAGCGUGAGCAGCGUGAGCUCCGUCCUGGACGAGAAGGACGACGGCCGCAUCCGCUGCUGCACGCACUGCAAGGACACGCUGCUGCGGAGGGAGCGGCGGCUGGACGAGGAGGGGCACGCCCCGCAGGUCGUGCGACUCUACGAGAAAUUACGGGUCUGCAUGGAGAAGGUUGACCAGAAGGCUCCUGAAUACAUCAGGAUGGCAACGUCGUUAAAUGCCGGGGAGACCACCUACAGCCUGGAGCAUGCCGGCGACCUGCGAGUGGAAGUGCAGAAAGUCUACGAGCUCAUCGACGCUCUGAGUAAGAAGAUCCUAACCUUGGGCUUGAACCAGGACCCUCCGUGUCAUCCAAACACUCUGCGGCUGCAGAGGAUGAUCCGGUACUCAGCCACGCUCUUCGUGCAGGAGAAGCUGCUUGGUUUGAUGUCCCUGCCUACCAAAGAGCAGUUCGAGGAGCUGAAGAGGAGGAGGAAGCAGGACAUGGAGCAGAAGGCGGCCCUGGAGAGACGAGCUGCCCUGCAGUCCCAGCGAAGGACGGAGGAGCGGCAGAGUGGCCUGGCCUCUCGUGCCACCAACGGAGAGCUGGCAUCUCUUUGCAGGGGCCCUGCCCCCGUGAGCAAGGCCGAGGGCUGGCUCCCCCUGUCAGAGGGGCAGGCCCAGAGUGAGGACUCAGACCCGCUCCUGCAGCAGAUCCACAACAUCACCUCCUUCAUCAGGCAGGCGGAGGCUGCGGCAGCUGCAGGACGAGUACGACCAGCAGCAGACGGAGAGGGCCGUGGAGCUGUCGCGGAGGCAGGCCGAGGAGGAGGACCUGCAGCGGGAGCAGCUGCAGAUGCUCUGGGCCCGGGAGUGGGAGCGCGAGCAGGAGCAGCUGCAGGCGGCCUCCCUGCACACGCGGACGCGGUCCCUGGACUUCAGAGAAGUCAGCCCUUUCCAGCUGGAGCCCAGCAGAGAGCCUCGCGGCCACCUCGCCUAUGCUUUGGACCUUGGCCCUUCCCCAGCUCGGGGCGACGUGGCUUCCCACAAUCCUUCGCCCGGCUCCGCCGCAGAGCCCAUCCGAGUGUGGGCUGGGCGCCUGGCCCUGGGCCAGGAGCACUUCCCCCAGAGCUCUGUGUCACAGCAGAAUGAGGUGUCCUCCCUCAACCCCUUUGACGAGGACGAGCUCCCCAGCCCCCUAGACGCGGGCCCUACCAGCCCUCCGGCAGAGGCGUCCUUCGGCCUGUCCACCCGAGUCCCCAGAGAGUACAAUCCCUUUGAGGAAGAGGAGGAAGAGGUGCCAGGGAACCCUUUCACUGAUCCAGACAGUCCUCCACCGAACCCCUUCGACGAGGAAGAAGAGCACCCCCACCAGAGUCCUUCCAGCCCCCCUGUUCCCGGCAACCCCUUCGUGAAAGCCGUCUGUACCAACCCCUUCGAGACGGACAGUGACAGUGGGCCGGAGGCGGAGGAGCCCAUCGAGGAGGAGCUGCUCCUGCAGCAGAUCGACAACAUCAAGGCCUACAUCUUCGACGCCAAGCAGUGCGGCCGCCUGGACGAGGUGGAGGUGCUGACGGAGAACCUGCGGGAGCUGAAGCGCACCUUGGCCCGGCAGAAGGGGGGUGCUGACUGACGGGGGGCAGGGCCGUGCGGGGCAGCCGAGCAGGAUGGCAGGGCAGGCGUGCCCCGGGGAGGGAGCCUGGGGCGAGGGCAGGAGCCUGUGUGGUGCUGGGCACUGGGAGCGGCCCACACAGUCCACAGUGAGACAGGGACUGGGCAGAAGAGCCAGCAUUCCUCACCCGCUGCUCUUCC
Messenger RNA from Tupaia belangeri chinensis (Chinese tree shrew), 2749 nucleotides. RefSeq names its product rabenosyn, RAB effector (gene RBSN). Gene Ontology annotation, molecular function: metal ion binding. NCBI's taxonomy places the organism in Eukaryota, Metazoa, Chordata, Mammalia, Scandentia, Tupaiidae. The record is from RefSeq and is a predicted model, not a curated record.